Molecule: messenger RNA, 1069 nt
Organism: Aspergillus campestris IBT 28561
Lineage: Eukaryota; Fungi; Ascomycota; Eurotiomycetes; Eurotiales; Aspergillaceae
Product: chorismate mutase ARO7
Exons: 3
Coding region: 225-1025 (266 amino acids)
Biological process (GO): chorismate metabolic process; aromatic amino acid biosynthetic process
Cellular component (GO): cytoplasm
Molecular function (GO): chorismate mutase activity
Source: RefSeq, a predicted model, not a curated record
CCUGAAUUCCCCCCUACAUGAUCGACAUUUUAGUUGCUGGAUUGAUCCCUGUCAACGCGAACUAUUUCCCUUUCUCCAAUCUCCCAUCGGUCAACCGUCAUUGGAUCCCUCAGACCCUUCUAUCACCCCGAGUUUUCCUCCGCAUUUCCAUGGAUUGAGGUCCCUCUCCUAUUCGGUUCGACUCUAUAAAUACUAAAAUAAUUAUUACUUCCUGAGAUAACAUCAUGGACGCCGCGAUCGAUCUCUCCGACGCCUCCAAGGCCUUGGAUCUGGCCAACAUCCGUUUUCAGCUCAUCCGUCUGGAAGAUACCAUCACCUUCCACCUCAUCGAGCGGGUGCAAUUCCCGCUCAAUAAACCCAUCUACCUCCCCGGCGGGGUCAAUAUUCCCGGCACCGAGGUCAGCCUCAUGGACUACCUGCUGCGCGAACAGGAACGCCUCCAGUCCAAAGUCCGACGCUUCCAAGCCCCCGACGAGUACCCCUUCUUCCCCGACGUGCUCGAGACCCCGAUCCUCCAACCGCUGCGCUACCCCAAGAUCCUGCACGACAACGACGUCAACGUCAACGCCACCAUCAAGCAGCGCUACGUCGAGGACAUCCUGCCGGCCGUGUGUCCGGGCUUCGGGCGUGCCGACCGCGGCGAGACCCAGGAGAACUACGGGUCCGCGGCGACGUGCGACGUCAGCGUCUUGCAGGCGCUGUCGCGGCGCAUCCACUUCGGCAAGUUCGUCGCCGAGGCCAAGUUCCAGCACGAUCCAGAGACCUUUGUCCGGUUGAUCAAAGCGAAUGACCGCGCGGGUAUCGAUGCCGCCAUUACCAACGCUGCGGUGGAGCAGAAGGUGCUGGAGCGGUUGGCGCUCAAGGCCAAGACCUACGGGACUGAUCCGGCAUUCCCGUCAGAGCAGGGGCCGAAGAUCAACGUGAAUGCCGUGGUGUCGAUGUAUAAGGAAUGCGUCAUCCCCCUGACCAAGGUGGUCGAGGUGGACUACCUGAUGCAGCGGCUGAAGGGGACGCAGUGGGAGUAAUGGAUAUAUAUCACGAGGAACGAUAGAAUCACGCGUCACGUGGG